Caenorhabditis remanei is the source of this 1083-nucleotide messenger RNA. RefSeq lists its product as uncharacterized. The transcript is spliced from 8 exons. The coding region runs from base 1 to 1083 and encodes 360 amino acids. NCBI's taxonomy places the organism in Eukaryota, Metazoa, Nematoda, Chromadorea, Rhabditida, Rhabditidae. Gene Ontology annotation, cellular component: membrane. The record is from RefSeq and is a predicted model, not a curated record.
AUGAACCACAGUUUAUUUGAAAACUGUUCUUAUCAUUAUCCAAAUGAGCCUUCAUUCGAAAAUUGUACACUUACUACUGCUCCCUGUGUUCUAAUUCAAGAUUUGAAUACAGCAAUUUCUGUUAAUUUCUAUGCAUAUUAUGUCACAAUAUCUCUGUUUUCUGUGGCUGCUCUCGCCAACUGUUACUGCCUUUGCAUAACAGUUCCAUUGUUUUUCGAAAUGGAAGAGGAGUCAAAGAAACGAUAUAUAUUUUUGUUGACUCGAUGCUUAUCCUGCAUCUGUAUGGUCUUUUCAAUGAUAUUAACUACAAGUGUUUUCGAACAAAUUCUCACUCCAAGUUCAUCGAAUUUCUUUAUUUAUGCCCCAUUGGCUAUUGCCAGUACCACGUGUAUGUUUGGUCUAUUGGGCUCUUAUGUUGGAUUAGCUCUUCUUCUUUACAUUGGAGUGAUGUAUCCAAUGAUAUUCAAAACUCAAAUUUCUCUACGUUUGGUUUAUCUCAUGGUUUCCUCUAUCUAUUUGGUUUCUCUUCUAAUUUCAAUUCCCAUUGGAAUAUUUCAAGCAGCGAUUCAAAGUCCCGGAGGAUUAAUUAAUUGCACUCAGAAAACUUGUGUUCCUUGGGUCAAUUUAAUUGAAUUUAUAAUUUCUGGAAUUUGUUUGGUUUUCACAAUCGCCAUAUUGUUUUUCGUCUUUAUUUCUUUAGUGCGGCAUAAUCAAAAAUUGAAAAGAACUGAUACACUGUCUUCAUCAGCGUCUUCUAUGAAAAGAGUUCGUCGUCGUCUUGGAUGGGCAAUAAUAGCAGUAAUAUUCAUAUCAGCUGCUCAAAUUAUUCCAUACUUAUACUUGUUGGAUGUUGCUCCACAUGAUGUUGAUACUUGUAAUGGAUUUUAUAGAUCAAAUAAGUUUAUGGGAGAAGUGAUUGCCGGAUUCGCUGAGUCUCUCGUUUGGAUAUUCGUAUUUCUAUUCGACCCGAUUGCCAACAUUUUCUGCGACAAAAAAAUGUCAGAAAAAGUGAAAAAUCAGUUCAAAACGCUGAAUGACAGAAUGCCAAAUGCAGCACUUGCUUCAUCACUUGUUCCACGAUGA